UUGAAAGGGUGGCGCGGGGUUCCGCUGUGGCUCUGCUUUCUUUUUUUUAAGAGACAGGUCAGCUUAACUGAUGUACCCAUUGCCGUCGAGUGGAUCCCGACUCAAAGCGACACUAUAAGACAGAGUAGAACUGCCCCAUAGAGUUUCCAAGGAGCGCCUGGUGGUUUCCAACUGCCGACUUUUUGGUUAGCAGCCGUAGCUCUUAAGCAUUAGGCCACCAAGGUUUCCUGAGUUAUGGACAGCGAGGUCCUAUUCCCGCACAGCCUCUUACAGAGUUGCCUUUGGGGGAGGAAGAGGGAUGGAAAAAGAGCCCAUUUUAUGCAAUUACCAUGGUCUUUAGUUAAGAAAGACCCACCCGAGUUCAAAGCCUGCAUUUCAGCUUUCUUACUAGCUGCAACAAGCUAGUAAGGGUGCUCAGCGAUGUUUUGCAAUUUUGUAAUCUAGGAAUGAUGCCUACCAACUAGGUUGUUGGGGUUUGAAUAAGACAAUGUAUUCGAAGCACUUAGUUCCGGUUUUACAAAUCAAAUCCGUGUUUCAGCCUCAGGUGUACACUUGCCUUUUUCUUCUUAGCAAGUUUGAGAAGUACUUAGUUUUCAAGAGGAACAGCUAAUUUCGAGAUCCAAAGUCCCGUUCCUUAAGACAGAUGAGCAUUCCAAAAGGUUUGGGCUACCUGACCAUUAUGGCACCAAGAAACCUCUUGUAUAUGAGAAGUAACUUCAUCCUCACUUCAAGAUGCUGGAUGAUCCGAUUUUCAACAGAAAUCCUUUUCAAAUCAGUUUCAUUUAGGCUUUUUGGCGUGAAGUGUAAUAACGCAGAUGGCAAGUCUUUGGAGAAGGAUGAGCUCUUGAACAACUUACUUACUAUGGGAGUAGAUAUUGACAUGGCAAAGAAACGACAGCCUGGAGUUUUUAAUAGGAUGGUUACUAAUGAGCAGGACCUGAAGAUGUUCCUUUUGUCCAAGGGAGCUAGCAAAGAAGUGAUUGCUAGCAUCAUAUCAAGAUAUCCACGAGCCAUAACACGGACACCGGAAAGCCUUUCAGAACGAUGGGAUCUGUGGAGGAAGAUUAUGGCAUCAGACCUUGAAAUUGUAAAUAUUGUGGAACGUUCUCCAGAAUCCUUUUUUCGGUCCAGUAACAACCUAAACUUAGAGAAUAAUAUAAAGUUCCUCUACUCAAUUGGAUUGACCCAUAAAUGCCUUUGUCGAUUGUUGACUAAUGCUCCACGUACCUUCUCCAAUAGUCUUGAUCUGAAUAAACAGAUGGUUGAAUUUUUACGAGAGGUCUGUUUGUCCUUGGGCCACAAAGAUCCUGCAGAUGUUGUCAGAAAGAUAAUUUUUAAAAAUCCUUUUAUCUUGAUUCAGAGCACCAAACGAGUGAAAACUAACAUUGAGUUUUUACAGUCAGCUUUCAACUUGAACAGUGAGAAGCUGCUGGCUCUGAUAUGUGGCCCAGGAGCUGAAAUUCUAGGCCUUUCCAGUGACUGUGCCAAAAGAAACUACGCAAAUAUCAAAGAGAAGCUGUUUUCUCUUGGGUGUACCGAAGAAGAUGUGCAGAAGUUUGUCUUAAGCUAUCCAGAUAUGAUCUUGUUGGCAGAGAAAAAGUUUAAUGACAAAAUAGACUACCUCAUACAGGAAAAAAUUAACAUUUCACAAAUAAUUAAAAAUCCUCGGGUUCUGGAUUCAAGCCUGAAUACUUUAAAAACUAGAAUCAAUGAAUUGAUAAAUGCUGGCUAUGACUUGAGUACAUCCAGUAUCACUCCUCUGUCUUGGAGUCUAAAAAGAUAUAAAGCUAAAUUGAAAAAGUUAAAUGGAUGGAACACUGGGAAUUUGAAAAAUCUUUUAGUGUAGUCAUAUCAUUUCAUGUUGAAUUUGGGCCUUUCGUCAAGGAUAGAUACAUGGUCAGUGGCUAAUAAUCUAAGAAUAUGGCUUUCAUGUGAAAAACCUGACUAUAGGCUCCUUCUCUGUUAGACUGUAAUGCCCCACACCUCACACCCAGAAGUAUGACCUAGUGGAGAUAUAGGGGAAAAUCUGUUGGUGGCAGAGCCCUGGCCACAAACUUUGAUAGUAGACAUUGUUACACAGCCUGGAAAAGCCUGGCACAAGCAAGGUAGGACAGCAGGAUUGCAUUAUUAGAUUUUGAGAAGAGAUCAUAGCAGAAAUCCAGUUGCCCAACAUUGGAGCGGGAGAGGAUGAGCUGUGACUCUUCAUUGGCCUCUAGGGAUCAUCUCUGGAGGGACUGGCUCCUGGGUCUGAACAGCCCGGGUGUCCUUAACUGGCCAAGACUCCCUGGGCUUAGGCUGUUCAUUCAUCCUUAGUUUAUUCCCCAUUAAUUUGGGAACUGGUGCAGGACUGAGCUAUGGAAUCAGUUUUGAGAACCUGAGGAAGGUGUUCAUGGUAAAUGUCGUAACCAGGCUAUCUCUGUCUUAACUAUUUUCCUGUUUUUGAUACUCUCCAAAAUGAUGCUUUUGCCUCUUCACUUUCUUCCGCUCUUUCCAAGAUGACUGUUCUUUACCCCUUUGCUUUCACACUUCCCCUCACCCACCCAAUCACAGAGGUUAGUGGAAUAAAAAGAAACUAAAAUGCAUAUAGACUUUUUUGUGAUGAUUUAAACCGUGUUCUUGGUAGGCAAGGACUUUUAGCCUUUUGACUAAUUUCUGAGUGGAAUUAGGUAUAGUGACAGAUCUACUGAUAGAAUCCCAAUUUAUGUCUCCGUUUCACUAUUAAUACCACAGGUAUUUGGAAGUUGUACUUAAUUGCAGUUUUGAGUGAACAUUUAUCUUAGGCUGGGUUCUCUAGAGAGGCAAAACCAGUGAAGCAUACAUAUGUAGGUAGAUAUAUGUGUAUAUAUAUAUGUAUAUAUUACUGUAUCAUUAUCUCAAAGAAAUGGCUCACAUGGUUGUAGAGGCUCGCAAGUCUCAAGUCUGUGUCAGGUUGGAGGUUUCUGACUCGUGCAGCUGCAGGGGCUGAUGAACGGCAGGUCAGAUGGUAGGCUGCUGGCUCAUGGCCUGAGGAUGCCUACACAUCCCAAGAUCAGCAUGUGAUACAGCAGGCUGCUGGCUCAAGGCUCAAGAAAUGGAGGUCAGAUGAUGCUGAGCUGGAUGCAGGAUCCAGAGUGAGCAAAAGCUGGCAAACUUUGCUAGAAUGUCCAUAUAUAUUGGGUCAGGCCACAACCCUGAGGAAACUCCCCUUAGAACUGGUAGGCUGAUCACAUCAGAGAGGUGAUUACAUUAUAUCGCAAAGUGGAGGAUAGUUAUGUCAUUACACAACUGCCACAUUAAAUCAUUAUGUAACUGCCAAACCACUGAGAAUCAUGGCUGAGCCAAGUAGACACACAACCUUAACCAUCACAACACUGAUGAACUUACGUACAUGAAUUGUUUUGUGUUCGUUAUGAAAAAUUUCAAUAUGGUGGUAUCAGAGUUCUUCCACCUCCAUUGGUUAUUUCAGUGCCGCCUUAACCAGCUGUCAGGGUAUCUUCAGUUUAUGCCCACCAUGAUUUUCUUUCUUUUUUUUUUUACUUUGCAGUGGAAAUGAAUUUUAUUCUCUAAUAAAACACAAUCAUUGUAAAUGCCUUUGAACAAUACAAGGACACAAACUUCCAGCUAACCUGUUUAUUCUUAGUAUAUAAAAAGGUUUAUUUAAAUCAGGGAUUAAUGAUUUUUUAAAAAUUCCUUUUGCAAAAUUAUCUUUUAACCCAUUAAUGAAUGGCUUCAGUAGAUUUCUUUGCAUCACCCUUUGCUUUACUAAGACCUAUGCUCGGAAUUGACGGCACUGGGUGGGUAUGCUGGCUUUCAGGAGCCCUGGUAGUGCAGUGGUUAAGCAGUUGCUAACCAAAAGGUCAGCGGUUUGAACCCACCAGCUGCUCUGUGGGAGAAAGAUGUGGCAGUCUGCCUCUAUAAAGAUUUACAGCCUUGGAGACCCUAUGAGGCAGUCCUCUUCUGCCCUACGGGGUCGCUAUGAGUCAGAAUUGACUGAAGGGUAAUGGGUUUGGUUCAUGUUGGUGUUAAUACACUGCCGUAUUCAAUUUACUAAAACUUAGGAUUUUUCAUUAGUAUUCAUAAGGUAGUUUGGUUUACAACUUCUCCCCUCAUCUUUUUAUAGUUCUUUAUUUUGGUAGCACUGCCACUUUGUCAGGUUUUUGAAUCAGGGUUGUGCUAGCCUCAUGAGAUUAAUGUGGAAGCUUUUUUCCCCCCUGUGCUUUGGAAGGAAACCCUGGUGGCAUAGUGGUUAAGUGCUACGGCUGCUAACCAAAGGGUCUGCAGUUUGAAUCCACCAGGCGCUCCUUGGAAACUCUGUGGGGCAGUUUUACCCUGUCCUAUAGGGUCGCUAUGAGUCGGAAUCGACUGGACGGCACUGGGUUUGGUUUUUUUGGUUUUAUGCUUUGGAACCACUUGAAAACUAGAAAUUAUCCACUCCUUUAGAGUUUGGAGGAAACCUCAUGGCAUAAUGGGUAAGUGCUACAGCUGCUAACCAACAGGUCAGCAGUUCAAAUCUACCAGGUGCUCCUUGGAAACCCUAUGGGGCAGUUCUACUCUGUCUUGUAGGGUUGCUAUGAGUUGGAAUCAACUUGGUGGCAAUGGGUUUGGUUUUUGGUUUUUUAGAAUUUGGCAGAACUUGCCUGUGAAAAUAAUCUAGGCCUGGUGUCUUGUUCAGGAUAGAGCUUUGAUAACAAUGGGAAGUUGUAGAGGCUUGUAUAAAUAAAGGCUUUUGACCUAGAUUUUCUUUGUGGAUAUCAAUAUAAAGCUCUCUUUUGACUUAGUUAAUGCAUUUUGCUUUGAAUUUUAUGUUAACAUUACUAUGCCUCAUGUCCAUACAAAAACUUGUACACCAGUGUUCAUAACAACUUGUAAUAACCGAAAACUGGAAAUAACUGGUGAUAUAUUCAUAUCCUGAUACAUCCAUGCAGUGGAAUAUUACUCAGCAGUACAAAACAAUGAACUGUAUAUACAUGUAACAACAUGGAUGAAUCCCAAAAUAAUUAUGCUGAAUGAAAUAGCCCAGAUGAAAAAAAGACUACAGUCUCUAUGAUUGCAUUUAUAUAAAAUCCUAGAAAAUGUGUAAACCAAUCUAUAGGGCAGGAAGCAGACCAGUAUCUGGGGGUGGAGAUGGGGUGAGGUGGGGAAAACCAGGAAGGAAGAAUUACAAAGGAGCACAAGGAAACUUUUUCAGGUGAUGUAUAUAUUCAUUUUCUUGAUUGUGGUGUUGGUUUUGUGAGUGUAUAGGUAUGUCAAAACUUAAACUAUAAAUUUUAAUUAUGUACAUUUUUGUGUACUUCUGUUGUUAGCUGCUGUUGAGUUGGCCCUGACUCAUGGUGAUCCUAUGCACAUCAGAAUGAAUGCUGCAUGGUCCUUCUCCAUCCCCGUGAUCAGCAGUCAAUCAGACUGUUUUGAUCCAUAGGAUUUUCAUUCACUGAUUUUUGAAAGUAGAUUGCCAGUCCUUUCUUCUACUCUGUCUUAGUCUGGAAGUUCCUGUAAAGCCUGUUCAACAUCAUAGCAACAUGGAAGCCUCUGCUGACAGGUGGUGGCUGUGCGUGAGGUGCCUCGGGAGGGAAUUUAACCUGGGUCUCUGCAUGGAAGGUGAGAAUUCUACUACUGAACCACCAUGUUCUUCAAUUAUACCUCAAUAAAGUUGAACAGUCCAUCCUUGCAUCACUGAUUUGGCAUGCUGUUUUUAUCUAAAUUUCCAUGUAUGUAUAUGUUUCCUAACUCUCUUCAGUUCCAUCAAACAAAUGUAUUUGACUUCGUAUUUCUAUAUCAAUAUUAAGAAUUGAACAGUAUCUUUUUUCAAUAGUAUUGGGAGACAUGGGAAACCAUCUAGAGGAAAAAAAAGAUUAAUUCAUACUCACAACAGCAGAGUAGACUCAAAAUGGAGCAGUCUCGAGCCCUGUACUGCUCAGCCUUUGCCUUAGCCUUGUACCUAACCACUUAUGCUCAAGUUGGGCUAUGGCAUGAGUUAGACACUGGGUUGAAUACCAGUGGCUUUUUAUUCUAGAGGGUUUCCUUGGACUUGACUGUGAUCUUUGGACUGGAAUUUAGCAGGAGAGUAGCUACUCCCUGCUUUGGUCUUGCUAUUUCUCUGGUGCAGGUUAAUUUGGACUUCGACUUUUCUCCCACAAGAGCACAAGGGCUCUGGUGAAAUCCCAUGCCCGAUGGAGAGCCAAUGUGUUACUUUGAUUAGUAAUAGUAAACUGACUGGAUUUACUUUCUUAGCAGCCACACACAGCUGCCUUUUCUAAUGAAUGUUGGAUGCAGGGAUUCAGGUGAGGCAUUUCUUCCUUUGUGCUUUCCCGGCGUACUGAUGGUCAUGUUACCCUCGAUACUAAAUAAAGUCUUUAUAGCAAAAUCAGUUCACUUAGGUCAGUGUUAGCCCACUCUGCAUUUUUGAAUGUCUCUCUCAGACCUGGUCAGCUUUUCAGAAUGCGUAUUUUUCCUGACUGAAGCUACAUGAUAGUUUCUGGGUGGUGCAAGAGAUUAAGUGCUUGGCUACUAACCAAAAGGUUGGUAAUUCAAACACACCCAGAGGUGCUUCUGAAGAAAGGCCUGGUGAUCUGCUUCCAAAAGUUCACAGACUUGAAAACCUAUGGAGUGCAGUUCCGCUCUGGAAUAUAUGGGGUCACCAUGAGCUGGAAUUGACAGUACCUGGUGGUGGUGGAAGCUGCAGGACUGCGUUUCACGUCAGCACGAUUGCAGCCUAUCGGUUUAGCUAAACGUGAUAAACUAUUUACAGAGUGAAAGAUUCAGUUUAGUGUAUGAUUAAUAAAAAAGGUAACUGAUAAAAGGAUUAGAAUUGGGUCUGUUCAUCCUGUAUUUACUUGUAUGGCACUGUUUUGGGUAGAACCUCAUGAACUGCAGGGGGACACCAGACCAUCUGUUCUACUAAUAAAACCUCCCCAUUUGCUUGAAUGUGAGCAUAGUAUUGUCAUGCUGAUGAUUGGCGAUCAACAGAAGAUAACACAAACGAGCCUAUUUUUUUGAGGUCCUUUGUAGGCCUGAGAUUUUUACAUUGUGUAAGUAAGGUGGCCCCUGAAAUUUUUGUGGCCGGUUUUACAUAUGCCCUUUGUAUCUGAAAUUCAGCUUUGGAACCACUUGGCACAGUGGUUCCAAAACCUAGUUGAUUCAUGUCAUUACAAUCAUCUACUGAGUAUUUUUUCUAGAAAUUCACUAGUUAUUUCCCUACCACAGGGCAUUUUUUUUUAACCGUGCCCCUCCGUAGGCUCCAGCUUCCUGCCACGUGGCCAGGGCUCAUCUCUCUAUAGAUUGAUGUUUCUUUUCUGUCUUGCACCUCUGUCCCAGGCUCCAGAGGGUAAUGCCAAAGUUUCAGUUACUUGAUUGUUAGUUGAUCUUGAAGAUCAAUUUUAUGGAUCUUUGUCUAAAUAAAGCCCAUCUAAGCUGUGCCUAGAGGAUCUCCUCUUUCAUAGCCAAAAUGUUCAUUAAGUUAUUUUCUUAAAUAAGGAACAGUUUUUCCUUGAGAUGUAUUCUGGUCCUCCAAGGCAUCUGGCUCAAACUGAAUCUAAAUUGAAACAUUGAUAAUACUGAAUUUUUCCUUUCCAGUGGGAAAAUUUCUGUCUUUUUUGAGGAACUCCUGCUGUAUUUGAUGUUGUUUGAAUAAGUAAUACAUGCUCGUGGAAUACAGUUCUGAAGGCACAAAAGGAUUUAGAGUGCAAAAUGAAUCCCCCUCAUCCCCACCUAGUUAAGCCUACAUUGUAACAUAAAAUAUAUACUGUUGUUUUAACUUUCUUUUUUUGUUUGUUUUUAAAUAGCUUAGGGAUCAUUCUAUAUCAGCAUAUAAAGAGCUGCUUCAUCCUUUUUAAUGUCUGCAUAGUAGUCCAUCACAUGGAUAUAUCAAAUAUUUUUAACUGGUUCUAAUUGAUAGAAAUUUAAUCAUUUAAUGUAUUGUUAUUACAAAUACUCCUGCAAGAACAGCUUUCAAUAUUAUUUUUCAUAUGUACAAAAUAACUAUAGGACCAAUUUGUAGAAUGGAAUUGUUGGAUCGAAAGAUAUGUGCAUGUUGAAUUUCGACAGAUAUUGUCAAAAUGCCUUUCAAUUACACUUCUAUCAACAAUGUGUGAGGAUGACCGUUUCUUUUUCACCAACAGCAGGUUUUCAAUGAUUAAGUUUUUUGAUCUUUGCCAACCUGGUAUCUCCUAACUUUAGUUUGUACUUAACUUUAUUAUGAGUGAGGCUGAACAUCUUUUUGUAUAUUUGAAACCUCAUGUAUUUCUUUUUUUCUAAUUUUUUUAUCCCUGUUGCCCAUUUCCCCCCCAGUUAAGCAGCUUAUCUUACUGAUUUGUGGAAGUACUUUAUAUAUGAAGGGAAUUAGCCCUUCAACUUUGAUAAUGCUGCAAUUUUCCCCUCUAAAUUUUGUUUUUUUUUUGAUAGUAUAUUUUUUGCCAUACAGUAUAUUAUAAUUUGUAUGUAAUUGGAUUUAUGUAUCAUUUCUCUCAUGGUUUCAGAGUUUAGAAAGACUUUCCCGUUCUGAUAUUAUAAAAUAUUACCCACAUUUUCUUCUCAUAGUUUUAUGAUUAAAAUAUUAAAUUUCGAUCCAUCUUAAUACCAUUAAUUGAAUAAGCCUGUCUUCUUUGAUGGAUAUCUGUUUCAUGUCUAUAUCUGUGGUACCAUUUAUUUCCAUUUAUUCAGGUCUGUUUAAUUUGUGUGUGUGUGUGUGUGUGACCUGCAAGAGCAUUUAAAAUUUUUUCUUCAUAUAGCUUGGGUACAUUUCUAACUAAAUUUGAUCCUAAGCAUUUUAUCUUAUUACUGCUAUUGUAAAUGAGAUUUUUAUUCACUUACAUUUUGUAACUGAUUAUAUACAGGGAAGCUAGCUAUUGUCAAUUUUUUUAAACCAUUCUUUCCUCUGGUUUAAUUGCUUCAUCUGAUAGUUCCAUAACAAUGUUAAAUAAUCAUGCUAGUAAUAGACAUUCUUUUCCUUAGCUUUAAUAGGAAUAUGUCUGGUGUUUCUCAUUUAAGCAUGAUAUGCAAUUUUAUAAUGUAUUGACAAAAUUCUAUUUUAAUAAGAAGGCUUUUAUUAAAAUGAAAAUUAAAUGCCAAAUUUGAUCAAAUGCCAUUUUUUGCAUCGAUGGUGAUUAUGAUUUUUCCUUUUGGUUAGGGUGAGUUAUUGCUAAUAAUGAGUAUUCUACCAUCCCUGAUAUGAACUUAGCUGGCCAGGUAUAUUAUUCUUUUAGUGUGCUUCUAAAUUGUGUUUGGUAAUAAUUAAGUUAUGAUUUGUAAGUAGAUAUUUAAAAUGAGACUGAUCUGUGUGGUUUUGUUUGGUGCAAUGUAUGUUGGGUUUUAUUGUUAGUGUUUUUUUGCUAGUUGCAUUCGAACAAAACAAAAUACAAAUUCUCACUUACGGUACACUUCCUGGAGCCAUGAAGGUUGGAUGAACCCCUUGCCCCAAGAUAAUCUUUAAACCUUAAACCUAAAAUACUCCCUGCAGUCUUCUUAAAACAAAACAGUAGUUUAGCUUAACUAGUAAACAAUAUCAGCCUUACGUGAACGUUAGACCUUCUCACCGUAUCAUUUAUGUACCUUACCAUCUCUUCUUGGCUGUCCUUCCUAUUGUCUCUCUUUGUUUCAUUCUGGGCAUUUGUUCUGAUUUAUCCCACAUUUACUAAUUCUCUCUUCAGCUACGUCUAAUCUGCUGUUAAACUCUUUAGUUAUUGUAUUUUUCAGUUCUAGAAUUUCCUUAUGCUUAUUUUUAAUUUUUUUUUGUGCUUUAGGUGGACGUUUACAACUCAAGUUAAUUUCUCAUACGAAAAUUUAUACACAUAUUGCUAUGUGAUACUAGUUGCAAUUCUUAUAAUGUGACAGCACAUUUCCACUUUUCACCCGGGGUUUCUUGUGUCCAUUCAGUCAGUUCCUGUCCCUUCUUGCCUUCUCAUCUUGCCUUUGAACAGGAGCCACCCAUUUGGUCUCAUUUAUCUGCUUGAACUAAGAAGCACACUCUUCAUGAGUGUUAUUUUAUAGUGUGGUCUAUCUUUGAAGAGUGGGGUUUGGGAAUGGUUUUAGUUCUGGGUUAACAGAGUGUCUGGGGGCCAUGGCUUUGGGGGUUCCUCUAGUCUUAGUCAUACCAUUAAGUCUGGACCUUUUAUGAGAAUUUGAGUUCUGUUCCACAUUUUCUCCCUCUUCAUCAGGGACUCUGUGUUGUGUUCCCUGUCAGGGUGGUCAUUGAUGGUAUCUGGGCACCAUCUAGUUCUUCUGGUCUCAGGCUGAUGAAUUCUCAGGUUUAUGCGGCUCUUUUGCCUCUUGGGCUAAUAUUUUCCUUGUGCCUUUGAUGUUCUUCAUUCUCCUUUGCUCCAGGUGGGUUGGGACGAAUUGAUGCAUCUUAGAUGGCUGCUCACAAGCUUUUAAGACCCCAGACACCAGCGGGUGGCAGAACAUUUUCUUAAUAAACUUAUGCUAAUUGACCUAGACGUCCCUCAAAACCAUGGUUCCCAUACCCCAGCCCCAGCUACUGUGUCCCUCAGAGUAGCAUUUGGUCAUGUCCUGGAAACUUCUUAGCUUUUGGUUUAGUCCAGUUGUGCUGACUUCUCCUGUAUUGUGUAUUGUGCUUCCCUUGACCUAAGAUAAUUCUUGUCUACUAUCUAGUUAGUGGCCAUUUUGACAAUCAUAUAGUCUACUACGCUGGGAAUGACAACUUGUAGAGGAAUGGUAUUGCAUUCAUUGUCAAAAAGAACGUUUCAAGAUCUAACCUGAAGUACGAUGCUGUCAGUGAUAGGAUAAUAUCCAUAUAUCUACUUUACCACAAAGAAGACCAGUUAAUAUGACUACUAUUCAAAUUUAUGCACCAACCACUAGGGCCAAAGAUGAAGAAAUGGAAGAUUUUUAUCAGCUGCUGCAGUCUGAAAUUGAUCGAACAUGCAACCAAGAUGCAUUGAUAACUACUGACGAUUGGAAUGUGAAAGUUGUAAACGAAGAAGGACCAGUAGUUGGAAAAUAUGGCCUUGGUGAUAGAUACAAUGCUGGAGAUCGAAUGAUAGAAUUUUGUAAGACCAACGACUUCUUCAUUGCAAAUACCUUCUUUCACCAACAUAAAUGGCGAAUAUACACAUGGACCUCACCAGAUGGAACACACAGAAAUCAAAUUGACUACAUCUGUGGAAAGAGUAGUUGGAAAAGCUCAGUAUCAUCCGUCAGAACAAGGCCAGGGGCCGACCGUGGAACAGACCAUCAAUUGCUCAUAUUCAAGUUCAAGCUGAAACUGAAGAAAAUCAGAGCAAGUCCACAAGAACCAAAAUAUGACCUUGAGUAUAUUCCACCUGAAUUUAGAGACCAUCUGAAGAAUAGAUUUGACACAUUGAACGCUAGUGACCAAAGACCAGAUGAGUUGUGGAAGGAAUGACAUCAAGGACAUCAUCCCUGAAGAAAGCAAGAGGUCAUUGAAAAGAUAGGAAAGAAAGAGAAGACCAAGAUAGAUGUCAGAGGAGACUCCGAAGCUUACUUUUGAACAUUGAGCAGCUAAAGUAAAAGGAAAAAUUGAUGAAGUAAAAGAACUGAACAGAAGAUUUCAAAGGGCAUCUUGAGAAGACAAAAUAAAGUAUUAUAAUGACAUGUGCAAAGAGCUGGAGAUGGAAAACCAAAAGGGAAGAACAUGCUCGACAUUUCUCAAGCUGAAAGAACUGAGGAAAAAAUUCAAGCCUGGAGUAGCAGUAGUGAAGGAUUCUAUGGGGAAAAUAUUAAGCUACACAGGAAGCAUCAAAAGAAGAUGGAAGGAAUACACAGAGUCACUAUACCAAAAAGAAUUAGUCAAUGUUCAGCCAUUUCAAGAGGUGGCAUAUGAUCAGGAACCAAUGGUACUGAAGGAAGAAGUCCAAGCUGCAUUGAAGGCAUUGGUGAAAAACAAGGCUCCAGGAAUUGAUGGAAUAUCAAUUGAGAUGUUUCAACAAACGGAUGCAGUGUUGGAGGUGCUCACUUGUCUAUGCCAAGAAAUAUGGAAGACAGCUUCCUGGCCAAUUGACUGGAAGAGAUCCAUAUUUAUGCCUAUUCCCAAGAAAGGUGAUCAAACCGAAUGUGGGAAAUUAUAGAACAAUAUCAUCAAUAUCCAACGCAAGCAAAAUUUUGCUGAAGAUCAUUCAAAAACGGCUGCAAUGGUCUAUCGACACGGAACUGUCAGAAAUUCAGGCCGGUUUCAGAAGAGGAUGUGGAACCGGGGAUAUCAUUGCUGAUGUCAGAUGGAUCCUGGCUGAAAGCAGAGAAUAGCAGAAGGAUGUUUACCUGUGUUUUAUUGACUAUGUAAAGGCAUUUGACUGUGUGAAUCAUAACAAAUUAUGGAUAACAUUGCAAAGAAUGGAAAUUCCAGAACCCUUAAUUGUGCCCAUGAGGAACCUUUACAUAGAUCAAGAGGCAGUUGUUCACACAGAACAAGGAGAUACUGAUUGGUUUAAAGACAGGAAAGGUGUGGGUCAGGGUUGUAUUCUUUCACUAUAUCUGUCCAAUCUGUAUGAUGAGCAAAUAAUACGAGAAGCUGGACUGUAUGAAAAAGAACGGGCCAUCAGGAUUGGAGGAAGACUCAUUAACAACCUGUGUUAUGCAGAUGACACAACCUUGCUUGCUGAAAGCGAAGAGGACUUGAAGCACUUACUAAUGAAGAUCAAAGAUCACAGCCUUCAGUAUGGAUUGCACCUCAACAUAAAGAAAACAAAAAUCCCCCCAACUGGACCAAUGAGCGACAUCAUGAUAAACGGAGAAAAGAUUGAAGUUGUAAAGGAUUUCAUUUUACUUGGAUCCACAAUCAACAGCCAUGGAAGCAGCAGUCAAGUAAUCAAAAGACGCAUUGCAUUGGUAAAUCUGCUGCAAAGGACCUCUUCAAAGUGUUGAGGAGCAAAGAUGUCACCUUGAAGACUAAGGUGCACCUGACCCGAGCCAUGGUAUUCUCAAUUGCAUCAUAUGCAUGUGAAAGCGGGACAAUGAAUAAGGAAGACCGAAGAAGAGUUGAUGCCUUCGAAUUGUGGUGUUGGCGAAGAAUAUUGAAUAUACCAUGGACUGCCAAAAGAACAAACAAAUCUGUCUUGGAAGAAAUACAACCAGAAUGCUCCUAAGAAGCAAGGAUGGUGAGACUGCAUCUUACGUAAUUUGGACAUGUUGUCAGGAGGGCUCAGUCCCUGGAGAAGGACAUCAUGCUUGGCAGAGUACAAGGUCAGCGGAAAAGAGGAAGACCCUCAACGAGGUGGAUUGACACAGUGGCUGCAACAGUGAGCACAAGCAUAACAAGGAUUUUAAGGAUAGCUCAGGAUUGGGCAGUGUUUCGUUCUGUUGUGCAUAGGGUCGCUAUGAGUCAGAGCCGACUUGACUGCACCUAACAACAACAACAACAACAAUCUAGUUAGUGAAUUCCCCUCUCCCUCCCUCCCUACCCUCGUAACCAUCAAAGAAUGUUUUCUUCUUUGUUUAAACCUUUUCUUGACUUCUUAUAUUAGUGGUCUUGUACAAUAUUUGUCAUUUUGUGACUAAUUUCACUCAGCAUAAUGCCUUCCGGAUUCAUCCAUGUUGUGAGAUGUUUUGCGGAUUCAUCAUUGUUCUUUAUCAUUGAGUAGUAUUCCAUUGAAUGUACCGUAAUUUGUUUAUCCACUCAUCUGUUGAUGGGCACCUAACUUGUUUCCAUCUUUUUGCUAUUAUGAACAGUGCUGCAGUGAACAUGGGUGUGCAAGUAUCUAUUCAUGUGAUGGCUCUUAUUUCUGUAGGAUAUAUUCCAAGGAGUGGGAUUGCUGUAUCGUGUGGAACGUCUGUUUCUAGCUUUUUAAGGAAGCACCAAAUCGAUUUCCAAAGCAAUUUUACCAUUUUACAUUCCCACCAGCAGUGCAUAAGUGUUCCAGUCUCUACACAACCUGUACAACAUUUAUUAUUUUGUGUUUUUUGGAUUAGUGUCAAUCUUGUUGGGGUGAGAUUGUAUCUCAUCUUAGUUUUGAUUUGCAUUUCUCUAAUGGCUAAUGAUCGUAUUUCCUCAUGUAUCUGUUAGCCAGCUAAAUGUCUUUUUUAGUGAAAUGUCUGUUCAUAUACUUUGCCCAUUUUUUAAUUGGGUUGUUUGUCUUUUUGUUGUUGAGACAUUGCAGUAUCUUGUAGAUUUUAGAGAUUAGACCCUUAUGGGAUAUGUUGUAGCCAAAAUUUUUUUCCCAGUCUGUAGAUUAUCUUUUUACUCUUUUGGUUAAGUUUUUUGAUGAGCAUAAGUGUUUGAUUUUUAGAAGCUCCCAGUUAUUUAAUUUCUCUUAUGGUGUUUGUGCAUUGUUAGUUAUGGUCUAUAUUCUGUUUAUGCCAUGUGUUAGCGCUCCUAGCAUUGUCCCUAUUUUUUCUUCCAUGAUCUUUAUCAUUUUAGAUUUUAUAUUUAGGUCUUUGAUCCAUUUUGAGUUAGUUUUUGUUCAUGGUGUGAGGUAUGAGUGCGGUUUCAUUUUUUUGCAGAUGGAUAUCCAGUUAUGCCAGCACUGUUUGUUAAAGGGACAGUCUUUUCCCCACUUAACGAAGUUUGGGUCUUUGUCAAAUAUUAGCUGCUCAUAGGUGGGUGAAUUUAUGUCUGGAUUCUCAAUUCUGUUCCAUUGGUCUAUGUAUCUGUUGUUGUACCAGUACACCAGGCUGUUUAGACUACCAUAGUGGUGUAAUGGAUUCUAAAAUCAGGUAGUGUGAAACCUCCCACUUUGUUUUUCUUCUUCACUAAUGCUUUACUGGGAAACCCUGGUGGUGUAGUGAUUAAGUGCUAUAGCUGCCAGCCAAAGGGUCGGCAGUUCGAAUCUGCCAGGUGCUCCUUGGAAACUCUAUGGGGCAGUUCUACUUUGUCCUAUAGGGUCACUAGGAGUCAGAAUUGACUUGAUGGCACUGGGUUUGGUUUUUUUUAAUGCUUUGCUUAUUUGGGGCCUCUUGACGGCACUGGGUUUUGGGUUCCCUUUUAUAUGAAGUUGGUGAUUUGUUUCUCCAUCUCAUUAAAAAAUGUCAUUGGAAUUUGGAUUGGGAUUGCAUUAUAUCUGUAGAUUGCUUUGGGUAGAAUCGACAUGUUCACAAUGUUGAGUCUUCCUAUCCAUAAGCAUAGUAUGUUUUCCCACUUACGUAGGCCUCUUUUAGUUUUUUGUAGUAGCAUCUUGUUGUUUUCUUUGUAUAGGUCUUUUAUGUCUCUGGUUAGGUUUAUUCCUAAGUAUUUUGUCUUCUUGGGGGCUAUUGUAAAGGUAUUGAGUUGGUGAUUUCCUCUUCGAAGUUCUUUUUGUUGGUAUAGAGAAAUACAGCUGAUUUUUGUAUGUUUGUCUUGUAUCCUGAUACUUUGCUGAAAUCUUCUAUUAGUUCCAGUAGUUUUCUUGUGGAUUCUUUGGGGUUUUCUAUGUAUAAGACCAUGUCAUCUGCAAAUAGAGAUAUUUUUACUUCUCCCUUACAAUUUUGGAUGUGCUUUAUUUCUUUUUCUUGCCUUAUUGCUCUGGCUAGGACCUCCAGCACAAUGAUGAAAAAGAGUGGUGAUAAAGGGCACCCUUGUCUGUUUGCUGUUCUCGAGGGGAAUGCUUUCAGACUCUACAUUUAGGAUGAUGUUGGCUUUGUAUAAAUGCCCUUCAUUAUGUUGAGGAAUUUCCCUUCUGUUCAUGUUUUGCUGAGAGUUUUUAUCAGGAAUGGGUUUUGGACUUUGUCAUUUGCCUUUUCUGCAUCAGUUGAUAAGAUCAUGUGGUUCUUAUCUUUUGUUUUAUUUAUGUAAUGGAUUACAUUGUUUUUCUAGUGUUGAACCAUCCCUGCAUACCUGGUAUG
This is a messenger RNA of Loxodonta africana (African savanna elephant), 15702 nucleotides long. RefSeq names its product mitochondrial transcription termination factor 1 (gene MTERF1). Gene Ontology annotation, biological process: termination of mitochondrial transcription; regulation of DNA-templated transcription. Lineage: Eukaryota; Metazoa; Chordata; Mammalia; Proboscidea; Elephantidae. The record is from RefSeq and is a predicted model, not a curated record. The coding region runs from base 644 to 1846 and encodes 400 amino acids. The transcript has 3 exons. Gene Ontology annotation, cellular component: mitochondrial matrix. Gene Ontology annotation, molecular function: double-stranded DNA binding.